Penicillium expansum is the source of this 2322-nucleotide messenger RNA. Its product is annotated as ferric reductase family protein. Bases 1 to 2322 code for a protein of 773 amino acids. The record is from RefSeq and is a predicted model, not a curated record. Gene Ontology annotation, biological process: copper ion import; iron ion transport; intracellular iron ion homeostasis. The transcript has 7 exons. Gene Ontology annotation, molecular function: ferric-chelate reductase activity. Gene Ontology annotation, cellular component: plasma membrane. Lineage: Eukaryota; Fungi; Ascomycota; Eurotiomycetes; Eurotiales; Aspergillaceae.
AUGUUGUCCCGGUGGUUGGUACUCGCACUCGCGCAGGGUGUCUGGGCCAACAUUGAGGACGAGCGGUGUGUGACGGCUGUCUACACGGCGUACAACUACAUAUCUUUUGCUGGCCUUCCUACGACAGGGAAAGGAAGAUGGGAAUCGAGUUGCCGUAAUCCGCUCAAAGUCGCAUCGAUAUACGCUGCAUCCGAGAUAUAUUGCAAUGAGCGGGAACGGGAGAUAGGCCUAACCCAGCUGGCCGACCAGUGUCAAGAAUUUGGGCACCUAGAGCUGCUGCCGAGAGAAGCGGUCGCCGAAAAUUUGACAGAGGAUGCAAUAAGAAAUAUGAAAACGGUCGACUAUCAAGAGUUGCCCCGAGGCGACCCAGCAAAUACGCCUGUUCUGCUGUCCGCAUCUUACUUUGGUCUGAUGUUCAAUACGCUUGAUUCUUGGGCAUUUGAAACUUGGUCACAUCAUGCAUUUGGUUAUGUCGGGUACGCGUAUUGGGGUGGCAUACUGUCCCUGGGGAUGGUAUAUCGCUUGAGCGAUUGGUUAUUCCACCGCCAACAACGUCGUGCAGAGCGUGCACUCGAAUCUAAUGUGUACCCUCUGGUAAAGUUGUUAGAAAAUAUCCCGUUCGUGGGGACGGGUCUUCACUGGAUCCAGACUCAUCUGAUGAUCCCAGCGCCUUUAGCAACAACACAUGGUCGGCACCUGCUAGGCUUCACAUUCUCCACCAGAGUCGAGGCGCUUAUAGUCGUGGGAUUUUGGAUGAUCAGCAUCGUAUUGAGUGUCGUGGGAUAUCGCACUUUCCCCGAAAAUAUUUACUGGCCCGAUGUCCCAAGCCAGAUCCUGCGCUAUUCAGCAGAUCGUACUGGGAUCAUGUCAUUUGCGAAUUUGCCCCUUUUAUGGCUAUUUGGGGGACGAAAUAAUAUCUUCCUGUGGGCCACCGGAUGGAGCUUUGCAUCGUUCAAUAUAUUCCAUCGUCAUGUGGCCCGGGUGGCUACUGUACAGGCAAUCGUACACUCUAUCCUUUACUUUGUCAUGUUUAUCCAAACAGGCAAAGCUUGGAGGGGUAUGUCCAAGACCUAUGUUUUGUGGGGCAUUUUGGGCACAUUCGUGAUGAUUUUGCUGUUGAUCACCUCAUUGGAUCGAAUUCGCAUUGCGACAUAUGAGCUCUUCUUGAUUGCUCAUGUCGUGCUUUCGGUUCUCACUCUUAUAGCGUGCUUUUACCACACGGUUGUGUUUGAAGGGAACGAAUACUGGAAGUACCUGUGGCCCUCGGUAGCUAUAUGGGUCAUUGAUCGCUUCCUUCGAAUUGUGCGGCUAUGUUACUGUAAUCUUCAUGUGAGUAUUUCAAACAGAAGAAUUGUGAAGAUUUCUGCGAGCCGCAUGGUUUACGACGAAACGGCCGACGUGGUGCGGUUAGAAGUCACACCAGGAAUGCCUUCACUACAACCCUCACCAGGACAGUACUACUUUUUAUAUCAGCCAUUUCGGUUUUCCGGCUGGGAGAGCCAUCCGUUUACCAUUGGAGCUUGGUCUUACGAAAUAGGGGAUCGGACGUCAUUGGCACCGCCAUCCGAAGGAAAUCUGAUCAAAUCGCUUGAUGUUUCGAAUGUGCCUCUUCUUGCAGGCGGUGCCUCCGAUCGAGAUUACCAAGGCAACUCAGAAAGUGGCUCUUCGAGGGGAGAAGAAUCGUUGAAGUUGAAGUUAAAAUUGACCUUCUGGGUCCGCCCGUAUGAUGGUUGGACCAAACAGUUGCGCCAGCAAUGUCUGGGCUCACCAGCCAAGACAAGCGAAGCAACAAUCCUUCUUGAAGGUCCUUAUGGAGAAACCUUUCCACUAUGGAAGUAUGAAUCGGUCUUGAUAAUCGUCGGUGGGACGGGAAUAGCGUCGGCUGUGCCUUAUAUUCAAGACCAUCUCCGCCGGUCUGUUGAAGACUGGAAUGGACGGCUUGAAAAUGAGAAAACACGAGUACGAGACAUGGAGCUUGUUUGGACUACUAAACAGGCGGCAUUCAUUCGAGAUGUCUCUCGCCGAGAACUGAAAGAAGCCCUUAAACGGGAGGACUUCAGUGCCUCUUUCUAUGCAACGCGUGAUUCCACCGUAUCCUCUGAAGAUCCUACCGAUUCUGGAUUCGAUAUCCAGUCAGAUCGACCCCAUCUUCAAUCCCUGAUCAUGAGCCGGGCCAGCGAUGCAUGCUCAGCCGGUACUAGCCUUGCGAUCCUCGUAUGUGGCCCACCCAGAAUGGCGGAUGAAGCACGCGCCGCGACACAUCUUGCGAUGCGACAAGGCUACCGCUCUAUUAAAUUCGUGGAGGAGUCUUUUACGUGGUAG